Messenger RNA from Mycena indigotica, 1182 nucleotides. RefSeq names its product RNA binding protein. The record is from RefSeq and is a predicted model, not a curated record. NCBI's taxonomy places the organism in Eukaryota, Fungi, Basidiomycota, Agaricomycetes, Agaricales, Mycenaceae. The transcript is spliced from 6 exons. The coding region runs from base 1 to 1182 and encodes 393 amino acids.
AUGACGUUAUCACUCGCCGUCACGGUUUUCACGUGUUUCACCAUUCUUUCCCCUCCAACCAUGGCCACAAAUACCGAUAUAACGCACCUCAUCCGCGAAUUCAACGAAGAAUGUGAACGCGACAUCGCGUUGAAAGGCACCGCCCAAGAGCAAAAGAUUGUCGCCAAAUAUUGUCAUCCCACCGCCGCUGACCGCCUACGAAGAGCGGAAGACGGGUUGCGCUGUCUGCAAGACAGUCGUCAGCGAGUUCCUGCCAACGCGCGUGACAAAGAAAACGCCACUACUGUACCACUUCCACGGGACCCUGUCUUCGAGGCCGCUGUCGGCGAGUUCAACACUGCUGAAGUCUUGGAACGACAGGCGCGACUGGCCGUACAAAAGGCCAUUGAGACCCAAAGUGAGGCUGCAGAUCGGGUGGUAAUCUGCCGAGGUGUCGUCCAGCAACAUGUCGCUCGCAAGAAGCAAGAACGCGAGACGUAUGCAGCUCAGAAGAAGGACGCGUUGGCACUGCGCGAGCGGGUUCAACGCCUGGCGGGAAAGGCUCGGACGGAAUUUGUUCAAAGUAUCGAGGGCUUGGACGACGAGAGCAUUGUGGAGGCAUUGGUUGGCGAGUCCAGCAGUGAUGACGAUGAUGAUGACCGGGACCGGGACCGGGACCAGGACCACGACCGCGACCGGGACCACGACCACGACGACAACCACAAUGACCAUGACGAAGUCAGUACCAAACAAGAAGAUCAUAACAUCACUGGUAGUAGUCGUCACCAAGGUCGUUCCGUCAAUGAACCAAAAGAAGAUCACGUUAUCAAAAAGAUUGCCAAAGCAGUGGACAACAAGAAGCCUUCUGCUCAUGCGGCGCUCGAGCCAACGGAAAGCAGCAGGCCGUCGUCAGCGCUUUCCACGGUCAUCGCUGGAAAAAACGCUCAUCACGAGCUUUCCGCCACCGCCAGUGUCGAAGAGAACGAAAACACCCAAGAAGGGGACGAACCUGAGACUCCUGGUCUUGGAAUGUCUCCAGUCACGCCAAAGACCAACGACUCGCAACAAUUUCCAACAACGCCAGCCACGAGCGUCAGUGAGGACGACACUACUGGCAAGGAUGCGAGCUACUUUCCUGGUGGAGAGCCCAAAGGCAUUGAUCCGACAUCUCUUUUUGUCGGCGGCCUCGAUGCCAUCGUGUGA